UAAUAUGAUUCUAAAAAGCUCCUAAAUCUAUCUCUUGUGCAAAACAUUUUCCAUUCUUCUGUCUUACUUAUUAAAAAGGGUUAUUGGGGAAUUGAAUACCUUCCUUCCUACAACACACUAUUAUCAGCAAAAGAAAAAAAAUAAAAGUUAGCUUAACUAGCUUCUUUUGCUUUCUUUGAUCUCCUAUCCUUGUAUUAAUCAAAAUACAAGGAAAUUAGGGAGAAGGAAUUGAAGGAAACUAUGCUACAUGAGAAAGCAUGACUUGGUGCAACGAAAUCGACGACGUUCAGACGGUAGAGAAAGCCACCUUCGCACCACCACCACCACCACCACCACCAACGUCGUCGAGGCCGGUUAGUGACAACAACAAUAGUAUAGUAGUAAGAUCAGUUAAGUCUUGCCCUUCAUGUGGUCAUCAGAUCAAAUUCCAACAACAGACAAAGAUAAAUGAUCUUCCGGGUUUGCCAGCGGGUGUGAGAUUUGAUCCAACAGACCAAGAACUAAUUCAGCAUUUAGAAGGGAAGGUGAGACGAUCUCCCAACGACGUCGGCGAAUCGUCGUCUGUUGAAUUACAUCCUCUCAUUGAUGAGUUUAUCCCUACACUUGGAGGGGAAAAUGGGAUUUGCUACACCCACCCUGAUAAAUUACCAGGAGUAAAAAAUGAUGGGCAAGUCCGUCAUUUCUUCCACCGGCCAUCGAAAGCAUACACAACCGGGACAAGAAAGAGAAGGAAGGUACACAGUGACGAGGAUGGCAGCGAAACUCGGUGGCACAAAACAGGUAAGACUCGGCCUGUCCUCAUCGUUGGCAGAGUAAGAGGUUACAAAAAGAUAUUGGUGCUUUAUACAAACUACGGUAAGCAAAAGAAACCCCAAAAGACCAACUGGGUGAUGCAUCAAUAUCAUUUGGGCGUGGAUCAAGAAGAAAAAGAUGGAGAGUUAGUAGUCUCUAAAGUCUUCUACCAAACACAUCCAAGACAAUGUGGAUCAAUUUUGAAGCUAAAUGGACGGGCAACAAACCCGAGUCUAAGAAAUGAAUUACCUCAUUAUUAUACUCAUUCUUCCAUCAUUUCAUUUCACCAGAGAACCAAUACCAAUACCAAUACCAAUACCAAUACCAAUACCAAUACCAAUACCAAAGCAAGUUCUUCAACAGCUUUGUUCCCAUUUUGCUGUCCUUGAUCGCUUCUUAAUCACCAAUCAAGCUGCUCAUCUGUUCUUUGAAUGUCCCUUUAGUGCCAAUUGCAGACAACAAAUCAUCAACUGGUUAGGCUUUCAACACAGAAGGACCUCCAUUCACCUUCUUCUCAAGUGGAUUCAGAGGUACAGCAAGAGCAAAGUUCAGUGUACCAUCAUUUACACUCAUUUACACUGCUAUUCUAGUUUAGUCUACAAUAUUUGGAAGGCCAGGAACUUGCUAAUAAGCCCAACCUGUAAGGUUUUUCUAGCCUCCUGUUGUCUGCUCUUUGGUUUCCCUUUUUAGGGUAACUUUGAAGCUUGGUUGUAAAUUGUUUGGGUGAUCAAUAAAAAAUAUAAUUCAUUA
Molecule: messenger RNA, 1542 nt
Organism: Spinacia oleracea (spinach)
Lineage: Eukaryota; Viridiplantae; Streptophyta; Magnoliopsida; Caryophyllales; Amaranthaceae
Product: NAC domain-containing protein 73
Exons: 3
Coding region: 258-1181 (307 amino acids)
Biological process (GO): regulation of DNA-templated transcription
Cellular component (GO): nucleus
Molecular function (GO): DNA-binding transcription factor activity; transcription cis-regulatory region binding
Source: RefSeq, a predicted model, not a curated record